This is a messenger RNA of Mytilus californianus (California mussel), 2707 nucleotides long. Its product is annotated as microfibrillar-associated protein 1-like. The transcript has 11 exons. Lineage: Eukaryota; Metazoa; Mollusca; Bivalvia; Mytilida; Mytilidae. Gene Ontology annotation, molecular function: RNA binding. Gene Ontology annotation, biological process: mRNA splicing, via spliceosome. Bases 183 to 1490 code for a protein of 435 amino acids. The record is from RefSeq and is a predicted model, not a curated record. Gene Ontology annotation, cellular component: U2-type spliceosomal complex.
CGGUUAUUCAUGCGUUUUAUAGAAUGGAGCAAUUAAAGGUUCAAACAAAAAAAUAUUUAACCUAGAAAAAGAGAAGAAAUUACUAUUCUGUUACAAUUUUACUCCAAAUUUUAACCAUGCUGUUGUUUUUCUGAGCACUCGAAUGCUGUAAAUCCGUUGGAAAAUCAAGAAAUUCAGUUGAGAUGUCGAGCAAUGUGCCGAUCCAGUCGACUGCCGGAGCAGUCCCUCUAAAAAAUGAAAAAGGUCAAGUUUAUAUGCAAAAGGUCAAAGUUAACAGAUAUGUAACCGGUAAAAGACCUGAUUAUGCAGCAGAUUCCUCAAGUGAAGAAAGUGAUGAUGAGUUUGAACUUCAGCGACAGAAAAAAGCACCUAAGGAAGAACCAGUUGAACAAGAAGAAAAGGAACCAGAAGUGAAAGAUCGUAGGUUAAGAAGAUUACAGGACAGGGAGACAACUCAGGACAGUGAUGAAGAGGACAGAGUAACCAGACACAGAAGAGAAGUUAUUGAACCAGAAUUAAUACAGGAAGGAUCAGAUUCUGAGACUGAGGCUAGAGGUCGCAGGGAUGAAGAAGACAGUGAUGCUGAAAAUGAAGAUAUAGAUGAAGAGGAAAUAGAGAGAAGAAGAGCUUUACUGAGACAGAGGGCAUUGCAAAGACAGGAAGAAGAGGAAAUUUUAGAUGUAGAAGAAGAAAAAGAUGAUGCUGAGAGUGAUGAAGAAUCAUCAGAAUACGAAGAAUACUCUGAUUCUGAGGAAGAAACAGGUCCUCGUCUGAAACCUGUCUUUGUCAGAAAAAAGGACAGAAUAACCAUACAGGAGAAAGAAAGAGAAGAAUUGAAGCAGAAACAGUUAGAGAUAGAAGCCAAGAAAUUAGCCGAAGACAGACGUAAACAAACACUUAAGAUGGUGGCUGACGAAGCUCGCCGUGAGAUUGAAGAAGAAAAGAUUAUGGCAGAGGCAUGUGAUCAGCUGGAAUCUAGUGAGGAAAAUGAUGAGGAGGAGUAUGAAGCAUGGAAAGUACGGGAGUUGCGAAGACUGAAACGGGACAAGGAAGAGAGAGAAACAAUAGAGAAGGAGAAAUCCGAGAUAGAGAGAAUGAGAAACAUGACAGAGGAAGAUAGAAGACAGGAUUUGAAACUAAAUCCUAAAACUGUCACAAAUAAGGCUCCUAAAGGGAAAUACAAAUUCUUACAGAAAUAUUACCACAGAGGGGCAUUCUUCUUGGAUGCAGAUGAUGACAGAUUACAACAAGAUUUCUCUUCUCCCACACUGGAAGAUCACUUUAACAAGACAGUCUUACCUAAAGUCAUGCAGGUUAAAAACUUUGGACGUUCAGGAAGGACAAAAUACACCCAUCUUGUGGAUCAAGAUACUACACAGUUUGAUGCCCCAUGGAUGACAGACACAUCACAAAAUCUCAAAUUCCAUACAGCAAAAGGUGGAGGCAUGAAACAAAGCUUUGAGAGACCUUCAGGACAAAAGAAAAAAUGAAAAUACAUUGUUCAUCAUUGUGGUAGUUCAUCUCAUUUCAUUUCCAUGAUGGUCAGAUCUGGACUGUGACUAUUUUCCAUUGUAAAGACUAUGACUAGUUUUCUACUGUGAAGAUUGAAACUAUAUUCCAAUGUAACAGACUGUGACUAUCUUUUAUUGUAAUAUGAAACACAGUAUUAUUUAAUAGAUUACUGUUCAAAUGAUUUUAGGUAUUAUUGCUAGUAUAAAAUCUAACAGCACUUACGUAAAAGUUGCAAGGGAUGGAAUGGAUAAAUAUUUCAAGAAUUUCUAGUUCAUUGCACCCACUAAAAAUGUAUUGUAAACUUACAAAUGAAAAACGUUUUACUAAAAAAUUAGUUAACUAAAAAGUUACAGUUGAAAUAUGAAGUUCUUGCUGUAAUUUUCAAGUAGAAUACUAUUAUGAUAGUGCACACUGUUAAAACAUACAUAGUAUAAUCAUUUACAUGACAUCAGGGCUUGUAUGCCAAUAUCAGAUCAUCAAUCUUUGAAUUACUGCUCUAAAAUUUGUUGCUUUAUCCAGUCAAAAAUGUUUAAUACUGUAAAUUCAGAAAUUAUUGCGUGCAUUUAUUAUUGCGAUUUUGCCAUUUUAAACUUAAAUGCGAUUUUAAUUUUUGCGAUAUUGAGAAAAAUCCUGUUUAUAUCAUAUAAAAUAUUUCAAAAUGCGAUUUAAAUUAUCGCGAUUAUAAUCCUGUCGCAUUUUUCGCAAUAAUAAAAACAUUGCAAUAAUUUCUGAAUUUACAGUACAGACAGUGUUGCAUUAGAAUUAUCAUAUACCAUACUUCAUUAUUAAAAUGUAAUAUUUUACUUUUACUGAUAUUACUGCUAACUGACAGUAACUGCAAUGCAAAAAAUCAUUGAAGAUGAAGUUCUGAAAAUUUAACUACAAGAAGUUAGGACCAACUGAUGUAAUAUGUUAAAAAAAAGUCUGCUUACAUUUUUAUUUUUUUAUUGUGAAGUCAAAUAUCUUCUGUUAUGAAAUUUUAUUUCCUGAAAUGGAUGAAAAGUCAAAAUUUAUAAGAAGCAAAAUUAUGUAUUAAUCGUAUCUAAAUCUUAUUUUAAGGCAGUUUAUCUCUAUGUGAAUUGUAGUGAAGAAAAUACGAGUAAUUCUUGAUUGUGAUUGGUUGAUAGUUUUGUAUAUGUGAUUGAGUAUGUGAGAAUGUAUAAUUGAAAUAUAAAUAGUUUUAAAACUAGUGAAA